AUGAAGGCUUAUCUCAAAGCUCUUAGUCUAUGGGAAACAACUGAAAGUGAACAUGAUCCUUUUCCACCUGGAUCAAAUCCAACAGUUGCACAAAUAAAGAUUUAUGAAGAUGUGAAGUCAAGGAAACUCAAGGCUCUCACAUAUUCAAAAGUGGUGGAGAAGAUGAUGAUAAUCUUACCAGUGAGGUUUGAGUCCAAGAUUUCAGCAAUAAAAGAGUCUUGUGAUUUGAAGACUAUCUGUGGUAGAAUUGAUCUGUCUGGAACUCUGGAAGAAGAUGAAGAAUCAGACGGGGAAUCCUCACUUGAUUUGCCAGUUUUGAAAACAAGGUCCCUUUUUGAGAUAUAUAAAAGUCCUUAUGUUGCAAUCUCGGAACAAAUAGCUAUCAAGAAGCAAAAAUACAUGAAGUUUGGAUUGAAGCUAUGGAGGAGGAGACUGAGAAGUGAAAAUGAAGCCACUUUAUAUAUGAAGAAGGCUAAAGGGGGAGUUGUGAUUCUGGUGACACUCUAUAUUGAUGAUCUUCUAGAAAUAGGAAGCAAUGAAGCUAUGGUUCAAGAUGGAGAGGUGCAAGCCUGUACCGACCCCAAUAUGUUAAAAAUUAAAAAGAUUUCGAAGUUUGAAGGAGGUCACAGGGCUGAUCCAAGAGUUUAUAGAAGUCUGAUUGACAUGUUCUCAUGGAAUUCAAAAAAGCAAGAUGUGAUAGCUCAAUCUUCUGUAGAAGAAGAAUACAUCGCCGAUGCUGGUGCAACAAAUCAAGCUCUAUGGUUAAUAAAGAUUCUACUUGAUUUGGAGCAAUAUGACAUUGAAGCUACUUUCAUUAAGGUUGACAACAAGUCAACAAUAUCUAUGGCCGAAAAUCCAGUGCAACAUGGUCGUAUCAAGCAUACAAAUGUGAAGUUUCACACUAUCAGGAAAGCAGAGAAGGAUGUCAAAGUUAAACUUGUUCAUUGCAAUUCAGAUCAGCAGAUUGAAGACAUCAUGACCAAGGCUCUUCCUAAUUGGAAAUUUGAAGUUCUAAGGGCUAAGUUGGGAGUGUCCAAGAAUAAUGUCAAGGAGGAGUGUUAG
Solanum lycopersicum (tomato) is the source of this 1062-nucleotide messenger RNA. The record is from RefSeq and is a predicted model, not a curated record. Lineage: Eukaryota; Viridiplantae; Streptophyta; Magnoliopsida; Solanales; Solanaceae.